AUGGAAUUCAAGGGAGAUUUUAAUAAAGAUGGUAAUUCGUUCAAAGAAAUAUGCAAUCGUCAGACCAUUUGUUCUAUCACAGAAGGUUUCUUUUACGAAUUUGCAACAGUGAUGAAAGGCUUGGUCGGUAUGAAAUGGAUCGAAACAGUUUUUAAAGAUAUCGAUAACGACGAGGAUCGUUUACGUGCUAUUUAUACUAAUGACAUAUUGAAAGAACAUCUUCAUGAGACAUUAAAUCACGUUAAUACUUUCUCCAGAGACAAGGAUCCUGUUACGGCUAAGAUGAGGAGAAUGGAUGCAACUGAUAUGAUCAGUAGUGGUCAAUACGAAUCUGCAUUGAGUUUGAUUAAUAUAUCGGUCUUGCGAUCACCUUCCAAUUUUGCAUUGGAAGCGGUCGAUUAUGGUAGCAGUUUACUUUUGGCAUACAUGAAAAGGGCAGAAAUAUUUACCUGCAUGAAGGAAUAUAAAUUAGCGUUGGAAGAUUUGUACUUGGCCGAAGAAACGAAUGAUGUACCACCGAAAAUGAGGGAUAUUAUUCGAUUAAAGAAGGAAGAUUUGAAAAGUCGUAUAGAAGGUAAAGAAACGUGUCCCAUUGAGAUACCAUCAUCUUCUUCCUAUAAAAUGCAGUUUUAUCCCAGGCUUACAACCAAUUGGGAAUUACCACAAAUAACUUGUGGGAAUAAUCCAAAGUUAAUAAAUGCAUCGGCAAAAGUGGAUAUCAGGGAAACGGAAUACGCUGGAAAAGAAAUUUAUGCAAAAGAAAAUAUUGCUCCUGGAGAAGUUUUGCUUAUUGAAGAACCAUCGGUCUCUUUUCUUUUGCACAGAUUUCAUGGUACUCAUUGCGCAGAGUGUUUUAUAAGAUUAUACGCCCCGAUUGGUUGCCCGAAUUGUGUUAACGUAGCUUUUUGCAGCAGAAAAUGCAGGGAUAUUGCACUUUCGACGUAUCAUAAAUAUGAAUGCAAAAUUCUGUUACUUAUGUUCGGUUCAGGUAUGAGUUCUUUGAGCUAUUUAGCUUUCAGAGCGAUCACUCAAGAAGGUUUGGAUAAUUGUUUGAAAAUUUACGAUGCUAUAAAUAAAAAAGUGAAAACCAAUGAACAAAAUGACGAUAUUAAUAAGGAAAACGAAGAAAAAUUAAGUAGAUCGGCAAGAAGGAGGAGGAAACUUAAGAAUAAAUUGUUAACGAAAACUCAAACGAGUGGUACAAGUAAUUUGAGUGAUAAUUUAGCAUCGAUAUCUUUGAAGGAAAAAGAAUCACCAAUCGAUACAAGAUUGUAUGAAUUGGUUAAUCAUAAUUCGGAAAGAAAGAGUAGUGAUUUUUUUGAGAGAACAUUGAUGACAGCGUUUUUAUUGAAAUGUUUGCAAAGAAUUCAUUUCUUUAAAACAACGUCCCCCGAUAAUGAGAUUCCAAACGAUGAUGAAAUAAAGGUUGCUUCGUUGAUGUUGAAAAAUUUGCAAUCAUUUCAAUUCAAUGCUCACAUGAUAUUUGAUGUAAUAUUACAAAGUAAUAAUAUAUUAGGAGAUAAACAUUCAGAAAAUAUAGCAUUGGCAGUUUAUCCAACGGUUUCUCGUUUCAAUCACGAUUGCGUUCUUUCGUCGGGAAGAUAUCACGUUGGGAAAAAAGUAGUGAUACGUGCACUUAAAACCUUUCAACCUGGUGAAUCCAUUCCGGAAAAUUAUGGUCCUAAAAUUGAUGAAAAUAAUUCUAUGGAACGUCAAAUAUUACUAAUGGGUAGAUAUUGGUUUAAAUGUAUGUGCAAAGCGUGCGUGGAAAAAUGGCCAACUGCCGAUAAUUUAACCAACAACAUGGCAAAAUUAAAAUGUCCUACCAAGGGAUGUUACAAAUUAUAUAAAAUCGAUCAAAUAACGGAUAAAACGGUAUUCUGUAAUAUGUGCCGAAAAAAAGUCGACAUGUUUGCAGUUUUGAAUGUGUUAAAUGCAUGCGAGGUUAAGUAUAAAAAGGCAUUUCAAUUAAUUGAAAAAAACGAGAUAUUAAAACCGAUAAAAUAUCUAUCAGAAGCUUUAAACGAAUUUUAUAAGAUUGCUGUACCACCUCACAAUCUCACCCACAAAUCGCAAAUGAUGUUGAAUUAUUUGUACUCAUAUUUCGGUAAUACUUAUAAAAUUCCAAUAAUUGAACUAGAUACAUUUCAUUCGGAUUAUUUUAAUACGAAACGUAAAUCAAGUAUCCAAAUGAGCGUUUAA
Polistes canadensis is the source of this 2202-nucleotide messenger RNA. Its product is annotated as SET and MYND domain-containing protein 4-like. Gene Ontology annotation, molecular function: protein binding. The record is from RefSeq and is a predicted model, not a curated record. The transcript has 9 exons. The coding region runs from base 1 to 2202 and encodes 733 amino acids. NCBI's taxonomy places the organism in Eukaryota, Metazoa, Arthropoda, Insecta, Hymenoptera, Vespidae.